UUGAAUCAUUGAGAAAUCACACUCUUGGUGGUAAUCACUCCGAGAAGAUGAUGAAGCUCACAAUUGUUCUGUUCGCCGUCUUCCUGACACUUGUGCCUCACAGUUCUCAGGCUCUGUCCCUUAGCGAAGCCUUGGAGAGCGCCAGUGCGAAAACCCAUGAUAUAAUAAACGAUGCACUCGCCAAAGCUGAAGAAGUCAUCGGCGACGCCCGAGAGAAAGCUGCGCAAUUGGGUGAAGAAUUGAGGAACAGAAUCGCCGAGUUCCUCCAGAAAAUGGAAAACCGAGUAAAUGAAGUCCUGCAAAAGAUCAACGACCGAGUCAACGAACUCGUUGGUGAUCUCGACGAUCCAAGUGUCUCUGAAUGCCGAAGACUGGCUGGUACAGUGCGUGAUGCCUUCCUGGAAGUCAUUGCUGAUGACAAAAAAUGUGUCACUGACAAACUGGCGUCUGGCAAGGAGUACAUCGCAGAAAUCUCAGCUGUUGCUAAUGAAGUUAGGGAUGAACUUAAGAAGCUGCAGGAGGAAGCACGACGAUGCACUGAGAAUAUCGAUGGGAUUAAAGCAACCGCUGGGGCUCUCGUUUGCAUCAACAAGGUGGGACUUACUGCCCUGUGGGUCAGCACUAAGAGACUUCCAGAAGCUACCGGUCUUGCUGUCAGGCUUGGAUUCCUCGUAAAUACUCUCCCAAUUAGCCUACCCCACUGCGCUUCCAAGAACGGAUUUAACGUCAUCAGUGAGAAUGUAGACCAUCUCCUUGCUGGUGUCAAAGAGUGUGUCAAAGAAUCUGUGAAGGGUGACAAGAAGAAACCAGAGGCGAUUGUCAGCUCCACGACCAUUGCUGCAACAUCAAGUCCAGUACCAGAAGUAACAGAGGCAGUGCCGGACACUAUUGAAGUGGAAACCGUGGUCCCUGUAACGGCUGAUGUGACUGACUUGCUCGAUGAUUUUUAAUCUGGAUGUUGACUGUCUGUUGGCAGAAAAUAAUUUGCGUUAAUAAAAAAAAUGUUGGUCUAUCGUGAA
Messenger RNA from Diachasmimorpha longicaudata, 1019 nucleotides. RefSeq lists its product as uncharacterized. NCBI's taxonomy places the organism in Eukaryota, Metazoa, Arthropoda, Insecta, Hymenoptera, Braconidae. The record is from RefSeq and is a predicted model, not a curated record. Bases 48 to 950 code for a protein of 300 amino acids. The transcript has 4 exons.